UUUGACCGAUACAUGCUUACAUACAAGUACAUAUGUGUGUAUGUAUAGUAUAAAUGCUAUAUGUGCACAUAUGUGUGUUCAUGAUAAAGGCAAGUAAAUGACACUGAGCAUCCGAGUAUUAAUUUAGUGUGGUUUUCUAUUCAUUUAGCCGCUGUUGUUGCUCACGUUUUAAUUAAAAUAUUGCUCAUACUUUUAUAACUUUUACAUAUUCGUAUAUAGUAUUUCUUAUAUACAACGGUAUUUAAGUGAAUUUUGUGGUUUCUAUUAUCGCAUUGAUGUAAUUAAUGUACGACGGCAGGCAAACAUUUAGUGUGGCAUAAACUUGGCACUCAUUUCAGUGUCGAUGCGCUUGCCGUCGACUCGUUUGCAUACCAUACACUUGCACGGAUCAACGCGACAUCUAAGAUACGCACUGACAAAACCACCUUGUUUACAACUUUUCAAUUUGCCACUGCAACUAAAUUGCAUUACAAAAAAGAAAUAUUGAAGCAAAAAAUAUUAAAAAGUGAAAGUGAUAAAAAAUUUUGCGUAGAAAAUGGUUUACGAGUCCUCAUAUGAUAGUGGUCGCAGGCCACACAAACCCGACCUGACCCGUGGCUAUUGGGCGGCGCCAAGUGAUUUCGUAUACACCUGCAUUAGUUUGGGCUUCCGCAUGGAUGUCAUAUCGAUGGGCUGGUUCAUCUACCAACACAUGGGCGGUGCUGUUAUACCGUACGUCGUCUGUAUGUUUCUUUUUGUGGUGCCAAUAAUGGUGAUUCAGUCAUUUAUGGGACAGUUUUCCAGCAGUGGUUUUAUAUCGGUGUUUCGUAUAUCACCAAUUUUCAAGGGCUUGGGUUAUAUAAGUUUGGGCGUCAAUUUGGCAGUGCUCACCUACUACAGUAUGUUCGCUGCGGUGCCGUUACUCUAUUUCUUCCACUCCAUGCGCCCUACAAUACCUUGGAGCUGUGAGGGCAUGGAAAAGUGGUUCAUAAACAGCACCGAAGUGAAUGUUGAACAUUCCUGCAAACUUAAGGAUGUAGUGGAAAUUAAUGCUAGCAUGGCAAAGACCAACGAUUCCUAUAAAUAUAUUGGCUAUGAAGUGCCGUCUGUAUUAUUCUUCAACUCGAUUUUCGGUGGUGACGAUAUUAUGGACAACUAUGAGUACCAUAGUCCUUUUAUGUUUUCGUGGGAGCUGCUACUUUGCACAAUGCUUAGCUGGGGCAUUGUCGCUGCCGUCUUUUAUCGCUUCUACAAUACCGAGUUGAUGAGCAAAUUUCUACGUUACACCAUUUGGGCAUCGCUGGCUUUGCUGAUCAUUUCGGUUAUACGUUUCCUGCUGCUAUCACUCGAUUUCAAAUAUAUAUUCAGUUAUUUCAUAGCAACUCCGCGUGAAUUGGCUGAAGGCAUACCGAAUACACUGCUGUUUAUCGUAUCCGCUUUUGGUCCCGGUUGGGGUUCCAUUAUUGCUUUGGCUAGCUUUAAUCGUUUCAAAACAAACAUUAUGAAUUUCAGUUGGCUUAUUUGUAUAGGACAAAUGUGCAUUUUUAUUGCUUACGGCAUUUUAACGCACAUAAUUCAGGGCUAUUUUCAAUCUAUCAUCGAACAUUACGAUGAGGUAGAUAAUUUGUAUGUGUAUGUGAAUCAUCACUGGGCUUUGUAUUUAUCGAGUGGCAGCGUAAUGACCACGAUGAGUUGGCCAAAUCUCUGGUCAAUGAUUUUCUUUGGCAUGCUCGCACUUAUGGCGCUGAUUACGAUGAUCACAAGCUUAUUCUCUGUUUUCCAAAGCGUAUUCGAUGAAUUCGAAAUUCUGCGUGCGCGAAGAACAGAAGUCACUUUCGGCAUCAUUAGCAUACUAGCCGUUUUGUCUCUGUACACGUGCUCCAAUCACGGUGUCGUUUUCUUCAGCGCCAUGUCAAUGGAUACACUAUUCACGCAAACAUCACUGAAUCUCUUUCUGCUUCUGGUCGUACUGUGGAUUUACGGCCGCAUACGCUUUCAGCGCGAUAUAGAAUUCAUGUUGGGUCAACGUUUUUCUACGUGGAAAGUAAAUAUGUUGCGGUUUGUUGCGCCGAUCUGCCUCAUCCUACUGCUAUUAAUUUCGGUGGUCGCUGCGUUCUUCGAGCACAGUGUCGCCUCAAUUGUAGUUCACAUAGCUGCGGUUUUCCUCAUCAUUUUACCGUGGCUCUAUUUACCCGGCUACAUGAUCUAUGUGCUCCUACAAACAUCGGGUCCAUUCAAAAUGCGUUUUCGCCGCUGCUGUCGGCCAUUGGAUUGGUAUCCGCUUGAAAUGGAGGAGCGUCAACGUUAUGAGGAGGCCAUGGGCAAUAUGGAUAUUACGCAUCAGUUGAGUCAGAUGGAAGAUGAAGUUGUGCCAUAACGAGUUAAUCAUGCUGAUCUACGUCUGUUGGUUGUGUAAUCAUAUAAAAUGUGUAUAUGUAUGUAUAUAUUUACUAUUGAAGAAAUUAAAUUGUGAUUUGUAGACAAGAACAAACCGUAUAUGUAUACACGUAUUAAUUUA
Molecule: messenger RNA, 2497 nt
Organism: Bactrocera tryoni
Lineage: Eukaryota; Metazoa; Arthropoda; Insecta; Diptera; Tephritidae
Product: sodium- and chloride-dependent neutral and basic amino acid transporter B(0+)-like
Exons: 10
Coding region: 536-2356 (606 amino acids)
Biological process (GO): sodium ion transmembrane transport
Cellular component (GO): membrane
Source: RefSeq, a predicted model, not a curated record